ACCACGGCGAGUGUAGCAGAUAUAGAAAAGCGAAAAGAUGUCUGAAAUGGCUAUAAGAGCACAAUUUGUAAUUUUACAUCAAUCAGGUACGAUUGAUUCGGAAGAAAGUGAAGAUCUUUUAGACCCACGCUUCAAUGUAAAAUAUGAAGAGUUUUUCCAGAUAAUAGCAGAUACACCCAACGUAGAAGUGGUUGAUAUCACAGUUGUGAGACCAGUUAAAAUUAUUAUAACGAAAAAAUUACUUUCAACGUGUACAAAUAACAAAGCUGAUAUUAUUUUCAUCAUUGGUGACGUUGAAUCCACUGAGAAACGAUAUGCGAAUAAAGCGAUUGAAACUGUUACUGUUGAUCGCAAAAAACUAUCUACAGAUUUGAUAAAUUUGAUGACAAACAUGGAAAAAAAACUGAAGGAGAUUACGCAUUAUAAAUAUGGAAUACGCAACAAAACGUUAUUCAUUAAUUUGUCUGGCUUAAACAACGAUAAAAGAGAGUGCUUUACAGCAAUUUUAGAUAUGCUGCCGAAUAUGACGCAUUUGAUACAUGAAAACGAAACUCAACGUCCUUCAUUAUCUGACAUUGCAUGCUCUUUCAAUGAUGAAUUUCCAAAACAGGGAAAAGAUAAGGAUGCAAAUGAAAAUCUUGAGACAUCCUCUGUUUCGCUUACAUCUUCGCAAUCAUCACUUACAGAAAAUAUGAACCAUAAUCCAAACAAUUGCCAUAAGGAAUUGUUUCGCACAAUUCCUUUAGAAGAAGCAUUGGACAUAUUGAAUCAGAUAGCACAAGCAGGGAUGGAUAAAAUAAAUCAUGAAUCGGUAAAGAUAAAGGAUGCUUAUGGCAGAGUACUAUGUGAAAACGUACAUCUGAAUUGUUGCGUGCCACCAUUUAGAACUUCCUAUAAGCAUGGAUACGCAGUGUCGGUAAAAGAUGGAAAAGGAUUGAGAAGAGUGCAGGAAGGAGAAAAUAGAUUUCCUCCGCUUCCGCUUCAACCUGGAACAUGCGUAUGGGUGAAUAAUGGAGCGCCUAUUCCCAAUGGAGCAACCGCAGUUGUUCCAGAGAAGGAUACAAAACCAUUAAAAAAAUCCCCGAACAACGACAGCAAGUAUAUUGAAAUAUUGAUUGAACCAAACUGCGGACAAAACAUUAAACCCAUAGGUUUCGACAUAUGUUCCAAAAAAAAUAAUAUUAUUCUAAAGAAAUUUACACGUAUUGGCCCAGAAGAAAUAGGACUUUUGACAGCUUGCGGCUGUAAAAACGUUACAGUCGCUAAACAGUUGUCUAUGGGUGUAUUGUCCAUCGGCGAUAAUUUAGAAGAACCUGGAGAACCUUUAAAACCAGGAUUUGUCUAUGACAUUAACAGAAUAACUUUAAUCUCACUACUAAAGCAUAAUAGCUACUCUCCUUUGGAUUUCGGAAUUGUAAAUAAUAAAUGUUCGUCUAUUCGGGAGAAAAUCGAGAAAGCUUUAGAAAGAGUAGAUAUACUUGUGACGACAGGCUCUAUUAAUGACAAAGAUUUAUUGAAGAUCAUUUUAACGAAAUAUUUGAAAGCCGAAAUACAUUUCGGUAAUGUAGAUAUAAAACCAGGAAAGUCAACGGCACUAGCAAGUUGCAUGUUCAAUGACGAGACAAAGUAUUUCUUAUGUUUGUCAGGAAAUCCGACAUCCGCUUUCAUUGCCGCGCAUAUGUUCCUUUUGCCUUUUGUGAACCAUUUGCAUUGCGAUUUAUCUGCAGGACCUGUUGCAAUAUCAGUUCAAACAAACCCGAGAAACGCUUUGUUUCUUUUACAUCAUCGUCGUAGAUUAGCGUGGGCAGAUUUAGAGUUCGAUGAUACAAAAAAAAUCACAAAAGCUUCCGGGAUGGAUAGUUUCUCCAAGGAUAAACUAUGUAAUAUGGUAUGUUCAAACGCACUUUUACUAUUACCAAAGAGAAAGCAAGGUGAAAAGCUACUACCUGAAACCAAUAAUACUACGGCAUUACUUAUCGACUAUCCCAGAAAGUUAAUAAAACUAUUACCUUAUCGUCUAAGACCUAAUUCGGCUCUAAAAAAAGUACAACAUAAAUACAAAAUCUAA
Temnothorax curvispinosus is the source of this 2068-nucleotide messenger RNA. RefSeq names its product gephyrin-like. Gene Ontology annotation, molecular function: molybdopterin molybdotransferase activity. Bases 38 to 2068 code for a protein of 676 amino acids. Gene Ontology annotation, biological process: Mo-molybdopterin cofactor biosynthetic process; gamma-aminobutyric acid receptor clustering; establishment of synaptic specificity at neuromuscular junction. Gene Ontology annotation, cellular component: dendrite; cytoplasm; postsynaptic specialization. The record is from RefSeq and is a predicted model, not a curated record. The transcript has 12 exons. NCBI's taxonomy places the organism in Eukaryota, Metazoa, Arthropoda, Insecta, Hymenoptera, Formicidae.